AUGGGCUCCUUCACCCCCAGCCCGCCCGCCCUCCAAACCCCCUUCACCAGCCCCGCCCUCUCCCUCACCCACCGCGUGGUCCUCGCCCCGAUGACCCGCAUGCGCGCCUCCAACACCACAGGCCUGAUCAACCCCACGGCAGCAACCUACUACGCCGAACGCACGACUCAGCCCGGUGCCCUCCUCAUCUCCGAGGGGACAACCAUCCACCCGCGGGGGAAGGGCUUCCCGCGCACGCCAGGCCUGUGGACGGACGCGCACGCCCAAGCCUGGGAACCCAUCACGGACGCCGUGCACGCCCGCGGCGGGACCUUUUUCGCGCAGCUGUGGCACGUCGGCCGCGUCGCCGUCCCCAGUCUAUCCGACGGCCAGCCACCGUUGAGUUCCACGACUGCACAUCUCCCGGGGUAUCAUGUCUCGUUUGGAGCGGGGCCCGAGGAAGCGGAGAGAGAAGCUUACGUUCCCUCGCAUGCGAUGACCGUCUCGGAAAUCAAAGAGGUGGUGGCACAGUUUGCUGCGGCGGCGCGUCGUGCCAUUGAGAUUGCUGGGUUCGAUGGGGUCGAAAUCCACGCGGCCAAUGGGUACUUGCUUGAUUGCUUUGUGCAUGAUAAUAUCAAUACGCGGGGGGAUGAGUAUGGUGGACCGGCUGUUGAGAAUCGCCUACGAUUCCCGUUGGAGGUGGUGGAUGCGGUGGUGCGCGCGGUGGGGGCGCGGCGGACGGCGGUCCGACUGGCGCCGUUUCAUGUGCUCCAGGGCACCGGGGAUAGUGAUCGGGUGGCUACGUUUGGGGCGUUUGCGGCGGCGCUGGAGGCGAAGGGGCUGGCGUAUGUGCACUUGGUGGAGCCGCGGUAUGAUUUGGGGAGUAAGGAGGGGGCGUUCUCGGGGUGUAUUGCAAGGGAAAAAGUGGAUGGUGAGGGGAUGGGGGACAGGACGAUCUGGCCCUUUCGGAGGAUUCUGAAGACUACACCGGUUAUUGGGGCUGGUGGGUAUGAUGCGGUUUCCGCUGCUCAGGCUAUAGAGGAGGGUCGCAUCGAUCUCGCAGCCUUCGGGCGGUAUUUCACUUCCAAUCCGGAUCUGCCGGAGCGACUAUUUAAGGGACUGCCUUUGACCAAGUACCAUCGACCUACCUUCUACACCUCCGGGGAGGAGGGAUACCUGGGGUGGCCGCAGUGGAGUGAGAAGUAA
Messenger RNA from Aspergillus japonicus CBS 114.51, 1185 nucleotides. RefSeq names its product alkene reductase. Gene Ontology annotation, molecular function: FMN binding; oxidoreductase activity. The coding region runs from base 1 to 1185 and encodes 394 amino acids. The transcript is spliced from 2 exons. The record is from RefSeq and is a predicted model, not a curated record. Lineage: Eukaryota; Fungi; Ascomycota; Eurotiomycetes; Eurotiales; Aspergillaceae.